AUGGGAUUGAAUGUGGAGGAGAAAGGCCCUGCCAGUGGACGAGAGGAUUACACACAAGAUGGGACAGUGGAUCUUAAAGGUAGACCUGUUUUAAGAUCAGAAACUGGAAGAUGGAGAGCUUGUUCCUUCAUCGUCGGCUAUGAAAUUUUUGAGAGGAUGGCUUACUAUGGAAUAGCAACAAACCUAGUGUUGUAUCUGACAGAUAAGCUUCAUGAGGGCACUGUAAAAUCCUCCAACAAUGUCACCAACUGGAUUGGAACUGUGUGGAUGGCUCCCCUUUUAGGUGCUUACAUUGCAGACAGUUACCUUGGUCGAUAUUGGACUUUCAUCAUUUCAUCCGCCAUCUAUCUCUUGGGAAUGUGCCUGUUGACAAUGGCAGUAUCACUUCCAUCCUUGAGGCCACCGCCUUGUGGAGAGGAGACGAAAGAUGGGCACUGUGGCAACCAUGCAUCAUCAUUGCAAAUUGGUGUUUUUUAUGGUGCUCUGUACAUCGUUGCAGUUGGAACAGGAGGAACUAAGCCUAACAUCUCCACCAUGGGAGCCGACCAGUUCGACGAUUUUGAGCCCAAAGAAAGGCUUCAUAAAUUAUCAUUCUUCAACUGGUGGAUGUUUAGCAUCUUCCUGGGAACACUGUUUUCUAACACUUUCCUGGUGUACAUACAAGACAACAUUGGUUGGGGCGUUGGUUAUGGCCUUCCAACCGGCGGACUUGCUUUAUCCAUACUUGUCUUCAUUCUUGGGACCCAUUAUUAUAGACACAAACCUCCUUCGGAAAGUCCUCUGAGCAGAAUGGCUAAGGUACUUGUGGCAACGGUUAGGAAGUGGAAAGUGGCGGCUCCGGAGGACCCAAAAGAGCUUUACGAACUGGGCAUGGAAGAAUAUUCCAAAGCUGGCAAGUUUAGAAUUGAUCACAGCUCCUCUCUGAGAAUUCUUGACAGAGCAGCCGUGCUAUGUGAAUCUGCUUCGCCGUGGACGGUAUGUUCGGUGACACAAGUUGAAGAAACAAAGCAAAUGAUAAAAAUGCUUCCAGUUCUGGUAGCAACAUUUAUACCCAGUGCUAUGGCAGCACAGACACACACCCUCUUCGUCAAGCAAGGGAAGACUUUGGAAAGGCACAUCGGUUCCCAUUUUGAAAUUCCACCUGCAUGUCUCUCUGCCUUCGUAACAAUUUUCAUGUUGAUAAGCAUCGUGGUUUAUGAUCGCUUCUUCGUUCCUGCAAUUAGAAGAUACACUGGAAACCCAAGAGGGAUCACUUUAUUGCAGAGAAUGGGGAUUGGGUUCGUGUUCCAUGUUAUUAUAAUGAUUAUUGCUAGUUUUGUUGAGAGAGAGAGGCUGCAAGCUGCCAGAGACCAUAACAUCGUUGGGAAAGACCAGAUUGUUCCUCUUUCCAUCUUCAUUCUCCUCCCUCAGUUUGCUCUAAUGGGGAUUGCAGACAACUUUAUGGAAGUCGCAAAACUAGAAUUCUUCUAUGAUCAGGCGCCCAAAGGCAUGAAAAGUCUUGGAACUGCCUACUUUACAACGAGCUUAGGAAUUGGAUAUUUCCUAAGCAGUUUUAUUUUAACGACGGUGGCAGAUGUCACCAAGAGAGAUGGCCGCAAGGGAUGGAUCUUAGACAGCCUAAAUACCUCACGACUAGACUACUACUAUGCAUUCUUUGCCCUUCUAAGCUUUCUUAACUUUCUUCUUUAUCUGGUCGUCACAAAGUUUUAUGUUUACAAUUCCGAUAUCAGUGAAACCACAAGGGAGUUGCAGGAAGCAAUGGAAACUUCACCAAUGAAACCUACAACUGAAAAUGAAUAA
Messenger RNA from Coffea eugenioides, 1800 nucleotides. RefSeq names its product protein NRT1/ PTR FAMILY 5.2-like. The transcript has 4 exons. The record is from RefSeq and is a predicted model, not a curated record. Gene Ontology annotation, molecular function: dipeptide transmembrane transporter activity; tripeptide transmembrane transporter activity. Bases 1 to 1800 code for a protein of 599 amino acids. NCBI's taxonomy places the organism in Eukaryota, Viridiplantae, Streptophyta, Magnoliopsida, Gentianales, Rubiaceae. Gene Ontology annotation, biological process: transmembrane transport; dipeptide transport. Gene Ontology annotation, cellular component: membrane.